Molecule: messenger RNA, 6441 nt
Organism: Leucoraja erinaceus (little skate)
Lineage: Eukaryota; Metazoa; Chordata; Chondrichthyes; Rajiformes; Rajidae
Product: E3 SUMO-protein ligase ZBED1-like
Exons: 1
Coding region: 141-1622 (493 amino acids)
Molecular function (GO): protein dimerization activity
Source: RefSeq, a predicted model, not a curated record
AGAUAAAUUUGAUCCAAAACCCAGAGAGCACAGGGAUCUGACUAAGGCGGUGACAUACUACAUAGCCAAGGAUAGGAUGCCUCUGAAUAUUGUUUCUAAGCCUGGUUUUCAGCACCUCUUGAGCAAGUUUAACCCUAAAUAUGAUUUGCCAAGCAAGAACUACUUCUCCAGAGUCGCUAUUCCCAUCACUUUAUGCGGAUGUUCGCAAAGUUGUGGAGAGAGAAUUAAAGAGUGCAGAUUGUUUUGCGGCAACUGUUGAAACAUGGACAUGCAGAAGCAAUGAAAUGUAUGUAACAUGUGGAGUUCAGUUUGUGGAUAGUGACUGGAUGCUCAAAACACAUUGCCUGCAGACCCAGUACUUACCAGAUGAACACACUGGUCAGAGUCUGAAGUGUGCCCUUGAAGAUGUGCUGGAGGAAUGGGGGUUGGACACUACCAACCUUGUUGCUGUCACCACAGAUAAUGGACCUGCUGUCAAACAUGCCUGUGAGUUGUUAAGCUGGAAAAGACUUAACUGCUUCAGUCAGAAUCUUCAAUGUUCUAUCCAAAAGGGUCUUGAUGAUUCACGCAUUGAACGAAUUAUUCAACUGUCUCGUCAGAUAUUCUCUCAAUUUUCGCGCAGUUGGAAAAGGAAGAAGGAAUUUUCUAUAGCUCAAGGUCAGAAAGGGCUUCCGAGAAAUUCACUGAAAGUGGAUGUUAACAACAAGUGGGAAACAACUUUGGAAAUGCUCGAAAGGAUUCUUGAGCAGCAGGAUGCUAUCAGAGCUGUAUUGGCCCAUGAUCGAAAGAUAUGUCGUCUUCUCCCAACAUGGCAGGACAUUGAUGUCCUUGAGUCCGUUAUAAGUGUUUUAUGCCCAUUCCGUGAAAUGACUGAGGCUUUAUCUUCUGAGAAAUUCAUUGCUAUUUCAGCAAUAAAUCCUCUAAUAAAACAUAUAUGUAAUGAUCUCAUAAGAGAGGAACAAGAGGAACUAACUCUUGGCUUUCUAAUGCGAAUGAGAAUCAAACGGGACCUUGAAAUACGAUAUGGAGACCCAGAACUGACUCAUUUUCUGGAAAAGGUUACAUUCAUUGACCCCCGAUUUGGCCCCACUUGUGUAGAUGAUCUAGAAAAUGUCCUGCAGCAAAUUAAAGGGGAAUUACUUGCUGGAAAAGUAACUGAAGAACCUUCAUUAUUUCAAAUUAGCUUUGAUGGCUCAACGCUUUCUCCAUCAAACCCUUGCAGUUGGUAUGAUCGAGAUAGCCCAGGGCCAAGUCAGCCAAAGAAAGCCAGAUAUGGAGGAGGACUUGCAAAGGUAUUUGGAAAGCAGAGUGGAGACGGAGGCACGGACAAAAUGGUAACGACUUGUGUUUCACUGCAGGAGCAGCUUGACCGAGAGCUGGAUUUUUAUUUCAAGGAACCAAAACUCUCCUUGGAAAACUGUCCUCUUCAGUGGUGGAAAGCAACCCAAAAUUGCCUGCCCUUGUUGGCAAAACUAGCCAAAAAGUACCUCUGCAUCUCUGCAAUACAUGUAGCAUCUGAAAGAGCCUUUAACAACAGCAGUUCUGCAUUUGGUGAAAAUCGAAGCAGCGUGAAGCCAAACCAUAUGGACCAGCUGGUGUUCUUAGCUGAAAAUCUUCCAUGAGCUUAACGACUUUGAAAAAAUAUGUUUUUAAAAAAGUGCAGGAUUGUGCUUACUGAUUUGGUUAAUCAAAUGUGAAAAAUAUCAUUGUGAAAUGAAAUAUCUAUAUGGGCCAGGAUGAAUCCGAUUUUAAAUGAUCGUUGGAUGGCGAACUUGAGGAUCAACAAUUAGUUAUUAGGAAUGGAUCUAUUUUUUUCCCUCUAAUUUACAGAUGGUUGUUUUCCAUUGCAUAAGUUCUCCUUAAGGCACAAAUUGCAAUGCUUUUAUUGCUUAGGUAGCAGAUGUUCCUUUUCCCUCAUGUUGUUCUUUGUCUCCAGGUAAUCAGAUAUGAAGUCCUGUCCUUCUACAUUAUGCUUCUUCAAGAAUGGUAGUGCAGGGUGGAUCGAAGACACACAGCUGAGGAGACCAUCAUUUGUCAGCAGAAAUCACAUCUAUGCUGCAAACUCACAUAUUGCUGGGCUGGUGUGACCUACUGAUUCUUUUUUUCUGUUAGGCUCCCCCUAAGCCAAAGCACCAACAUUUUUAUUCAGUUGACCAAUAAAUACAUCAUUUUUUUUGAAAAUAUUAAAGAAAAAACAAGUUUUAAUCUGCUUACUUUUCUCUCAGUAUUUUUCAUGCUUGCAUAUUUGCUGAACAAUUACGAGGAAGCUCCAUGUGUAUUUAUAGUAAUGAAUCAAUGAACUGCUUUUCAGUCAAUUUAUCAGACAAUGUACACUGACAGCACUAAUGUAUCAAGAAUGAAGAAUAAAUUGAAGGGAGAAAUAAUUAUUAAUUCAGCACUCCUACUACCCAAAAACCCAAAUACUAAAGCUCCUGCUGUAAAUAGAAAAUGGAACUGAGGUAUUUAAAUUUGUGUCGUUAUCCAAAAUAUUUUAAUGCAGUUUAUUUAUAUAUUAUGAUAAAAGUUGUGUAUAACAUUUUUAUCCUUAAAUAUUAUUGCUAUAAUAAUUUUUAUGCCAACGUUUAACAUUUAUAGUGGAAUUCUUUAGGUAAACAUUUAUGUAAGUACUUUAUAAUGGAAAAGUGUGUAAAAUUUCACUCGCAUGAUUUGUUGAUAAAUCAUUUAUAUAAAACAAUCAUUGGCUACAUUUUUAAUUUUCCUGAAAUUUCAAAAAUCCACAUGCCUUUAAAUCAGUGUUAAAAACUUUUGUAUUUCACUUAAUUCAUUGAAUUGUGUAUUUUGAUAUGUUAAAAAAAUGUCAAAGAUCUAAGCACAUGUAAAGUCUCUGGUUUGGAUUAUGAAAUUGCACAAAAUAGUGACUAUUGAUUCAAAUUUCCUCCCAUAGUCCAAAGACUUGCAAGUUUGUAGGUUAAUUGGCCUCUGUAAAUUGUGUGCAGGGUAGAACUAGUGUAUGAGGUCAUCGUUGGUCGGCACGGACUUAGUGGGCCGAUGGGCCUGUUUCCACAUUGUAUCUCUAAAACUAUAAAAUUACAACUGAAACUUCCUAAUCAAGAACCUAUUACUCUCUGCCUUAAAAAAUACCCAAUGUCUUGGCCUCCACAACUAUCUGUGGCAAUGAAUACCACAGAUUCACCAUCCUCAGGCAAAAUAAAUUACUCCUCAUUUCCAUUUUGAAGGUACCGUACAUCCUUUUAUUCUGAGGCUGGGUCCUAUGGUUCUAAAUUCUCCCAUUACUAGAAACAUACUUUCCACUUCCACUCUAUAUAGACCUUUCAUUAUCCAGUAAGUUUCAAUGAGAUCCCUGCACAUCCUGCUAAACUCCAAUGAGUACAGACCCAGAGCUAUCAAAUGAUUCUCAUACUUGAACACAAUGAUCCCCGGGAUCAUUCUCUUCUGGAGCCUCUCCAAAGCCAGCACAUAUUUCCUUAGAUAUAGGGCCCAAGACUUCUUAUAAUAUUCCUAAUGUGGCCUCAGUAGUGCCUGAUAAAACUUUAGCAUUACAUUCUUGCUUUUAUAUUCUAGUUCUCUCAAAAUUAAUGCUAGCAUUGCAUUUGCCUUCCUUACCGCAAACUCAAUCUGCAAAUUAACCUUUUGGGAAUCCUGCAUCAGUACUCCCAAGUCCCUUUGUACCUCGAUUUUUAAAUCUUAUCCGCAUUUAGAAAAUAGUCUACAUCUUUAUUCCUUUUACUAAAGUGCAUGACUUUGUGUACACUUCUAAAGUGUACACUUUGCUGCACUGUAUUGCAUUUGCCACUGCUUUGCCCACUCUCCCAACCUGUCCAAGUCCUUCUGCAGCCUCCCUGCUUCCUCAACACUACCUGCGCCUCCACUUAUCUUCCCGAUAACUCCUGCGGAAUACCACUAGUCAUUGGCAGCUAACCAAAAAAGUACCCCUUUAUACCCUCUUUGCCUUCUGCCAGUCAGCCAAUCUUUUCUCUGAAUUCAAAACCUUCAGUAUCCAAAAAUAAUUUGCAUCCAUCUUGAAGAGUACCUAUUUUUUAACUUUAUUCACAAAGCAACAGCAUUAUCAUACUUUGAUGUAUUUUUGACAGAGCUGACCAUUACAACCGUCUCCCAUAUCCUCCAUCUUCCCAAACAAUCCCUCUAUCUCGGGCUAUUGAGCCUACUCAAAGUUUGCAGCAAUAGUCUGCCAUACAGCAAAAAGCAGUUAUUACACCCUCCAAGUUUGUGUUGUGUAUCCAUUUACACUAAUUGUACAUUAAUCCCAUUCAAUAAGCCAGUCAUCUGUUAUAGACCUUGUAUAUUAAAUAUGAAUUGUAUUGAAUGGUCAAAGCCUCUAUUCCAAAAAAAAAGCAUCUAUCUUCCUUUUGAUUUUUAUUUAUUCACAAGACAGCAUCAGCAACAUCAUGGCUUGUUUUCACUUUUGUAAUGUAAUAAUCUCAUGUAUCAACCUUAUUUUGGUUUAAUCUGAGAAAAAAAAUCAUACCUAGUUUCCAACAUGCCAAACGGUAUGGUAGGUUUCAACUUAUGCCUUUUAGUAACCAUUCUCUGCUUUCAUAACAAUUUAGGUAGUGAAACUGCAAAGGUAGAAUGUUAAAACCAAGCAAAACAUAAAGUGCUGCAGUUAACUCAGUGGGUCAGGCAGCUUCUGUGGAGGGAAUGGAUAGGCUGAAAUUGCUGGAAGUCCCAUUGUACAUGGGCAUUUAAAAUUCAAAUUUAUAAUAUCAGAAAUUUGCAAAACCAGAACAUUGGUCUGAAUGAAUCCAAUGCAGAACUAUUAACAUAAAUGAAUGCUGGCUUUCCGAUCUGAGGGGGCUAGUAAAACAGACAGGCAGACUAAGCAUCUACCUGUAAUUUUCAUCUUAACUCUUCAGUUCCUGGGUAGCAGACAACAAGAAAAGCAUACAACAUUUGCCUUACCAAUAGGUGGUUGAUAACUUUGCAUUUUGAAUGACUGGGUAUUCAGUUCUUAAAUAACAGUAGCCAACUUUGCCUACCCUUCAGGAGUACAGAAGACGUGUGAUGGUACUGCUGGAGGAAAGUGUGGAUAAACCAAAGUGAGGUGUAUAUUGGAUUAGUGUAAAUGAAGCAGUUCCAACUCUGAUGGCUAUUUAGAAUUGUAGGAAACUUUUUGUCAGCUGGCCACUAAAGUACUUUAUUAACAAUGAAAUUGCAUAUCAUAUGGUUUAAUGGUUAGUUCACCGGACAAAACUGGUAAAUAUUACCAGUUCAGCACUGGACAGCAGUAAGUGCAUUUGGCCCCUCUUAUUCUUAAAAUAACAAUAAGACCCACCAUCCAGGUCAUGCCCACUUCUUACUACUACCACGGGCAGGAGGUACAGAAGCCUAAAGUCCUACACCACCAGGUAGAGGAACAGCUACUUUUCUAUAACAGUCAGGUUUUUAGAUCAUGAUCAUAUGAAGUAAGAGCAGAAUUAAGCCAUUUGGCCCAUCAACUUUGCUGCGCCAUUUGAUUAUGGCUGAUUUAUUUUUCCCUCUCCAGCCCAUUCACCUGCCCUGUAAUCUUUGACAUCCUUGCCAAUACAACCUUGCUUAGAUAUGGGGCCCAAAACUGCUCACAAUAUUCCAAAUAUGGUCUUGACCGGCACCUUAUAAAGCCUCAGCAUUACAAUCAUGCUUUUAUACUGUGGUCCUCUCGAAAUGAUUGCUAACAUUCCAUUUGCCAUCCUUACUAUUUACUCAACCUGCAAAUUAAUCCUUUUGGGAAUCCUACACCAGCACUUCCAAGUCCCUGUGCACCUCCAAUUUCUGAAUCCUUUCCCCAUAUAGAAAAUAUUACACCUUAAUUUUUCUACAAAAGUGCAUGACUAUGCACUGCUACAAUGUAUACAAUUUUCCAUUUAUUUGUCCAUUCUUCCUACCUGUCCAAGUUCUUCUGCAGACUCCCUGCUUCCUCAACAAUACCUGCCCCUGACAAAGAUGACAAUUCAUGUAAUCUGCAAAAUUGGCCACAAAGCCAUCAAUUCCCUCAUCCAGAUUGGAACACUGCUAGUCACCGGCAGCCAACCAGAAAAGCCCCACUUUAUUCCACUCUUCGCCAUCUGCUAGUCAAAUAAUUUUCUAUCCAUGGUAGUACCUUGCUUCUAAUACCAUGGUCAUCUAUCUUGUUUAGCAACCUCACGUGCGGAACUUUAUAUCAAAGGCCUUCUGAAACUGACUUGCACAACCUUAAUCACACCAAUGGAAAUCUGCAGACCACCUCUUGCACUAUCAUGGGGUUGUUUUGCUCUAAUGCCUUUAUUUUUUGUAUCUGUUUCUUUUCAAUGUCUUGUAGAAUUUAUAUGUAAUUUAUGUACAAUUUAAGUGACAUUUAUGUUUUUAUUUUGUUCGUUAUGUACUUAUGAUGUUUUAUUGGGGUUGAUUUUCAUAUGGCUAUGGUAAUUCGCAUAUCACUGUACCUUAAUUGGUACGUGACAAUAAAAGACCUCUGAAACCUUU